AUGGUGCGCAGAAGAGGUGAAUCGAAGUAUACAAAUCACCAGAUUACCUUUAAAGACCAUGCCGGCAACCCAGCCAUCAUGUCAUGGCACGGCCUGAAGACUCAACGUCUACCAACACUCUCUGUCUGGGUGAUUUACAUGGUCAACCCAGAAACUCCUCUGAAUUUCGACACCAGGAAAUUCCAGCUCACUUUUGACCAUGAUAGCGACCCUUAUCUCGGUCAAAGUUUCAGAUUCGAGUUCUUCUUCCUACCCAACGCCACACCAGAAGAAUGCGUCGCACAUUAUAAGAAAGAGAUUGCCUCGAGAGGUACCGUCUGGCGUCAGAUUCGCCAGGUGAGGGAGGCUACCAAGGAUGAACGAAGAGAAAGGAGGAUGAGGUGUGUGAGAGAAAGGAAGGCUAUGAAGGAGGAGCAAGAGAAGAUGAGAGAGGCAGAUCCAGACGUUGACUUCAACGGGGAAGAGGUUCUUACCGAUUAUACCUCAGACGGCUAUGAUUCACCCGAAACCUCACUCUACGAUGAAGAGGAUGAAGAGCCUCGACCUACUGUCCCUAAUGACCAGAACCUCCCCGGGCUACCAUGGCUAAAACACUCCGAACUUCAAGGCUAUCGUCAAUAUUUCUUUAUGUGUACAGAUGACGAGGUCAAAUGGGGUCCUGCACCUCCUAACCACAACGACCAAGCUCUCAAUCUGCGUGUUAUCGAGUUUGAUCCUGUACCUGUGGAACUUGAAGAGGGUGAGGUCAAAAGGUGGGAUCCAUUCGACGAACCUAUUCGGGUCAGACAGGAUCCCGAACUAUGGUAUAUCUGUUGGAAGUAUAGCAGAUGUCGGGAUUGUUGGGCUUUGCAGGCUUUGCAGGCUUUGGAGGUUUCGGAUGCUGAGGAGGAGCUUGGGUGGACGACAUGGUGA
Fusarium coffeatum is the source of this 912-nucleotide messenger RNA. RefSeq lists its product as uncharacterized. The transcript has a single exon. NCBI's taxonomy places the organism in Eukaryota, Fungi, Ascomycota, Sordariomycetes, Hypocreales, Nectriaceae. Bases 1 to 912 code for a protein of 303 amino acids. The record is from RefSeq and is a predicted model, not a curated record.